AUGCCUCCUCCGUCUAUAGGAGCGGAAAUCCCAAUAGGGUCCGGAAGUAUACCAUUGGGUGGGAUUAUUGGUAUUGCCAUUGGCGGUACUAUCCUGUUGAUUGUGCUUGGAGUUACAGCAGUCACAUAUGUAAAACGAAAUCAUCGAAAUGCAAUCAAACUUCGCGAAGAUAAAGGUCAAGAUAACAAAAACACGAGUUCAGCUGGGCAGGUAAACCUAUCCCCGUAUUCAAUUCCUCUAUUCGCAACUUCUUACCAUUACCUACCGCCUAGGAAUGUCCCGGGUCGGCGUGGUACGGCGAAGAACACAAGCUUUAUUGAUGAUGAUGACGAUGAGGAGGAUGAAAAUGUUGUCAGACCGGGUACGAAGAGAUCAUCCGGGCCUAAGCAUCUCUUUCAAAAGCAUAGGUCUAGUAUCAGAGAUUCAUGGCCAUUGGCAUCCAGAAUUCAGACGCCCGCAACAUCACUCCCCCAUGCCCAGUCAGAGAAAAACAUACGAAUUAAUUGUGUCGCCCCACCAGGCUAUGUUCUUCAGGAGCCGCAGCGUCCGAAAAGGACGUUUUCGAGGAAGUCUCAUGUCAGGAAUUCGGAUUCUGUCGAAGAUAUCACAAUAGUCAAUGGAGAGCCUAGAGCACCCCGUGGCAGGAGUCGAUCCAACUCAGAGAACCAAUUAUCUUCAAUAUUAAAAUCAACAUCUCAACGUCUCAGGGACACGCACAGGCAAUCUGUGAGGAGAAGUUGGAGCAAUCUAGGGAGAUUUCCAGGAUCACCUCCUAAGCAAAGGCUACCUAGUCCACCGUUGAACAAAGCGACAGAGAGCAGAGAAGUUCUUCUCGCACCUGAAUGCUCUACGCCAGACAUCACUUUCUAUAAAGCAAUAGAAUCACCACGAACUCCAAGUCCGGGAAAGAGAGUUCCGCGAGCGGCUGGUAAAGCAUUCAAGAACCGAGGGCGGUCGCCGACACCAUCUGGAGAUUCAGACGACAGCCUCUGUGGCAUCGAUACACCUGAUCUUGUCAUUCCAGCGCAGCUAACGUCACCAUGUAAAAGUGGACGAAGAUUUGAACAGCGCCAUCAAAUGAAUCUUUCUCCUACCAAGGGCUCUAAUGGAGAAGUAAAGACAAACCGAAUCUCUAAAACAUCACUCACAAAUGAUCCAUUCUUCUCUUCGGUUAAAAGAUCGAAAGUCAUCCCAUCUACUACUAUUCAUGAGCCACAACCUCGCUCCAUGAGAAAGGCUACUUUCGGGCAGGAAGAGAUACGAGAGCAAGCAAUGGAUCAUGGUGACUUGCCAUUAAAGGACAUCUCAGGAAAUUUAAAAAGGUCACUGGUCAAGGAACCUCGAUCUCCUUUAACGUCGACUGAGCUCAACCCGUUCCAGUGGUCACCAAAAGCGGCUAUGCAAAAUCGACCCAUGACAGCAAGUCCUAAUAAGAUCAUAUCGAAGAGAAAGGGGCAUAAGCGUUCGAAUGUGAUACGAAUGUCUGGUUUAUCUAGACCAACAAGUGUUAGUGUGGUUCAUGAAGAGUCGGAAGGGGACUCUCCUGGCAUGACAAUGAUAAUAUCUCGACCAACUCUCCGUGUAGUCGAGCCAAGUCCUUCGUGUGCUUCACUCGCCAGCCGACAGUCUAGUGCUAUGCCUCGACCUCCGUCAGCUUCUACCUUCAAUCCCAGUAUUUAUAUACCUUCUUUGAAGCCAGGCUCACGAAAGGUGUCAUUAAGUCGUGAAAGGUCUACGACACCACCUCCUUUGAGGAUUAGUCGGACUUACAACAUUCCUCAACUCAAACCAGUGGGAAAACAUACACCACCCAAACGAGAAGUAUACACCCCUACCCCACCACCUUCAAAAGUCGACUCAAUCCUCAGCGUUCCUCCAUUGAAGCCAAUAGCACGAUACGUAUCUGGGUCGUCAAACCCCGAUGAAUACUCCCCAACAUUAUCAGUCUGUAAUUACUAUGCCGAGAACUUAAAUUCUGAAGUCGAGUUCUUCAAGCACGCCCGAUCAUCACUUGCCAUGAAGUCUCAAGUCCGGCGUCACAUACAGAACAUUGAUGAAGAAAUCAUAAGUCCUGAUACCCCAACGGAUACUUUGGUUUCCUUUCCGGCACUGCCACCACCAGAACCUGUCAUUGAAGAAGACAAAAUUCAUCACCCUGAUGUUCUGGAAUCUUGGAGAUCAAAACGUCCCCCAUCACUAGCUAGCAAUCCUUCGAAUUUUUCCCGAAUACCAAGCUCGACUAUCACAAACUCAAGAGCGCUGAGCCCUAAGCGAGCGCCUUUCAAUGAAAUUCCGAAUGAUAGACCACCUAGCCAUGCACGAUUCUCUCGGUCCUCAACUAACACCUCUAACAACGCAUCGGUACUCGGCCCCAGACCUUUCUCUCGCGCAAACCCUCCGUCCCCAUUGACUAUUCCGUCCGCAUCCUUACCUGCACCGCCAAUCCUCAGCGUGCCUUUACCAAUUCCUGUUCAUCUUAGCGGACCCCGACCAGAACCUUACAAAUCUGGAUCACGUAGCACUGCCAUGAUCACUCUUGCAUCAAACACGCCCAACUCUACUCGCGAGUCAAUUGCUACGAGCAUUGGCCUCUUGCGUCGAAUGAACUCCGAGAUCUCUGGUAUCAGUGCCGGUGAUACCGAUUCUUCUCCGAUGGUGCCUGGAAUUGGUCUUGACUGGAGCGAGCGUCAUCUUACGAGUCGUUCAUCUCGAUUCUACCUCUCAAUCGGUUCACCCACCGAAGGUGCAGCUGUUCCAAGUCACCGGUCCUCUCUCAGUAUGCUCUAUCCGAAUUCCUAUUCUGCAUAUUCCAACUCGUAUUUUCCUCAAGGAAACGAUUCAAGUACUAGCAUCAACAGUAUUAGUGAGAGACGCCAGUCGCGGAGUGAUCUAAUGAAUCCCAAUUACGGAAAUCUGCAAGAGAUACUUGAGGGUAUCAGCGCAAGUCGUGAGGGAAGCAGAGGUGCAAGCACCGGAGGCAGUAGUCCAGUAGCAAUGGGGAGACACGGAUUAAACGUCAAGGAGAAGAAAUUGUCAUUGACGAAUUUAACUAUCCUCCCUGAUGGGGGAUCGGUUACAUGA
This is a messenger RNA of Botrytis fragariae, 3081 nucleotides long. RefSeq lists its product as uncharacterized. The coding region runs from base 1 to 3081 and encodes 1026 amino acids. NCBI's taxonomy places the organism in Eukaryota, Fungi, Ascomycota, Leotiomycetes, Helotiales, Sclerotiniaceae. The transcript has a single exon. The record is from RefSeq and is a predicted model, not a curated record.